This is a messenger RNA of Phytophthora sojae, 1761 nucleotides long. RefSeq lists its product as hypothetical. Bases 1 to 1761 code for a protein of 586 amino acids. Gene Ontology annotation, cellular component: microtubule; kinesin complex. Gene Ontology annotation, molecular function: ATP binding; microtubule motor activity; microtubule binding. Lineage: Eukaryota; Oomycota; Peronosporomycetes; Peronosporales; Peronosporaceae. The record is from RefSeq and is a predicted model, not a curated record. Gene Ontology annotation, biological process: microtubule-based movement. The transcript has 3 exons.
AUGGACCCGGCAGUUGAAGAAGGAGCAGCAGGAGAACAAGAGCCAGAGCCUGAAGCGAAAAAAGAAGAAGAAGAAGACAUGGCAGCACAGAAGCAAGAAGAAGCAGAUGAGCACGAAGCAGCAGCCCAACAGGACGAGAAGGACGCCCAGCAGGACGCCAACAAAGUGCAGAUCGUGAUUCGCCUCCGGCCGCUGGAGGCCGCAGCUGCUGCUGACGCCGAGUCGGCCGAGUGCUUCCGCGUGCUGUCGGACGUGUCGCUGCUGGCGCAGCCGCCCAAGACGUCGCAGUCGUACCGCUCCACGGGCACGGCCACGAGCUUCCACUUCUCGCGCAUCUUUCGGCCGGAGACGCAGCAGACGGAGCUGUUCGAGGCCACCACGAGGCCCGUGCUGGACGCGGCCCUGCGCGGCAAGAGCGGCCUCGUGUUCGCCUACGGAGUCACCAACUCGGGCAAGACGUACACCAUCAGCGGCACGACGGAGGCCCCGGGCGUGCUGCCUCAGGCGCUGCAGUACGUGAUGAACGAGCUGCCGCGACGCAAGGAGGAGGACGCGCAGCCCGUCACGCGCGUUACGGCCACGUACCUGGAGAUCUACAACGAGAAUGUGUACGACCUCCUGUCGCCCGCGGUCCGCAAGAGGAGGGCGCUGCGUGUGCAGGACUGCGACGGGAAGAUCCAGGUGCGCGGCGCUGUGGAGAAGCCCAUCAAGACGCUGGAGGAAGGCCUCGAGCUGCUGGAAAUGGGCCGGAGGCACAAGCAGAUGGCCGAGACCAAUUGUAACUCGGACUCGAGUCGCAGCCACUGCGUCUUCACGCUGCACCUGUAUCAUCAGGUGUCUCGCUUCGCAACAGAGCUGCGCAGUAAGGUGUCGAUCGUGGAUCUGGCCGGGUCGGAGCGAGGAUCGAAGAGCGGCGCGACGGGGCUACGCAUGCAGGAGGCCAGUAAGAUCAAUGGCUCGCUCAUGAACCUCAUGCGCUGCCUGGAGACGUUGCGCUGGAACCAGCAGCACCCGCCAAGUCUGCAGAAGAUGGUCCCAUUCCGCGAGUCCAAGCUAGCACGUCUGUUCCAGGAGAACCUCGUGGGCGACGAUCACGGCCCGCUGGUGAUGAUUGUGGCGGUGAACCCGUCCAGUCACGAGUUCGACGAGACUCUUCGGACUUUAAAGUACAGCGCUGUUGCGCGCGAAUUGGUGCGGACACGCACAUCCAUUCCCAGGAAAGCAGCACCUAGUUCCACGUUCUACGACUUAGACGGCCGACUGAAGAAGAGGAGGCGACAGUCAACGGAAGCACCCCCUGCGUCUUCUUCAUCGAGACCGCUGGUGGAUCGAGGUGCACCGGGGCCAAAGGCUAGUGCGGCAUCGCCACCCGCUAGAGUCAAAGUUAAGCAGCGCCUGAGUGAGACCGCACGCCGUCAACGCAGAACGACUGCAUCUACAGUUAAACCGAAGACUGCUGAAGUGGCGAUAUCACCGAUGGAAUCGCAAAGGGAGGUCGCUGAGAGGAACCUGCACUGGGCCAAGCUGGAGCUGGAAAAUGAAGAAUUGCGAGAGCAACUGGCGCAGGUUCAAGCGGAAAAGAUGCAAAUGGAGGUCCGUAUCCGUGCAGAAAUUGGUAACGAAAUGCGCGAGCAGUUGCAGCAGAUUCGGGCCCAAUACCAAAGUAUGCAGCGCUUGCAGCGUGAAGACCUACCGUCUGCACAACUUGACAAAUUGCAGCCACAGAGUGUACCUGUACCAGUAGAAGACGAGAGUAUGUGA